Molecule: messenger RNA, 6714 nt
Organism: Haemorhous mexicanus (house finch)
Lineage: Eukaryota; Metazoa; Chordata; Aves; Passeriformes; Fringillidae
Gene: NR1H3
Product: nuclear receptor subfamily 1 group H member 3
Exons: 9
Coding region: 3687-4916 (409 amino acids)
Biological process (GO): positive regulation of transcription by RNA polymerase II; lipid metabolic process; negative regulation of inflammatory response
Molecular function (GO): zinc ion binding; nuclear receptor activity; RNA polymerase II cis-regulatory region sequence-specific DNA binding
Source: RefSeq, a predicted model, not a curated record
AAAAGCAUUAGGUCACAAAAAAUGGUUACUCUGUAUGAAAGGAUUGGAACAGUGGUGUCUCUCAAGGGGCUUAGUUCUCUGCUGGUGCUAUAGAGUCCUGUGAAAUCUCAGUCUAACUGGUGUUGUUUUCUUUUCUUGGCCAUUUAGAUCUGCAGCCAGCAUUUGAUAGCCAGUGUAGCAUUUAUCACUGUGUGAGUUGUGCAUUUAGGUUUCAGCAAAGGUCAUUAUGCACUGCCACGGGGCCAGCUUUCAGAGAUAAAUGCUAGCAGCCAAAGUGAAUCUAUACUGCAUGUCAGAGCACACCUAGAAGCCAAAAUGCCAAAUUAUAUCCCUGCUUUAGUUACCUCUGAAAGACAGCCCUUCCCAUCAGUUCUAUUUCCCGUCAGUUCACCAACAGCCUAUUAAGGCCCAUGCAGAGAGGUGCCGUCCUGUUGACACACAGUGAGCACAGUCAUGUUAGCAUAUGUGUGCAAACAUGAGGUCUCUUGUGCUGAUGCUGACACGCUGCAAAUUGGCUGCUUGUGAUUCAUUACAGAACUGAAACAUAGCUGUAUAUGUUUGCCUUGGCAGAAACUGUAGUAUACUGUAAUUUACAGGGCCAGAAUGACAGCGAGUAAAUUCUGUUUUGAAGGAUCACAGAGACUUUACCAAACUUUAAAAAAAGCUACUCUUUCUUCUGAGCAUCCAUUAUUUGGAGGUAAAGGGCUUGUUGUACUAUUCCUCUCAUUGUUCCUGUGUAACACAUGAACACUAAGUUUCUUCAGAGAUGUGCUUGCAUCUGGUCUGGUUCCUGAUCCUUAAACUCCUCACAGAAAGUGUUAGACUAAGAAAACAAGGGAGAUAACAGCACUCUUUAGCAGAAGGCUCACACUAACUGCAUUUGACUUCUACAUAUUCUGUGCUGCUCAGUGGUAUCUCCUUUACUUGUCCUCAAUGAUCUGUAGCUUAGUCUGUUGAUGACAGGUCAGAUCAAAGUCUCCUAGAAGAAUGUGUAAGUGCUUCAGCGGGCUUAUAAGAGGACUCAGCUGAGGGAAUAGGAUGAAAUUGUUGCUGGAGGAAGUGAUGAAUGUUUCUGACAUUUAGCAUGAGGUGCAAGAGCCAGGGCUGCCAUCUUUAGUCUCUGAAAAAAACAGUACUUUGUUGUAAGAGUGCUGACCUGGAGACCAUCAGUAUCUGAGUUGUUCUGUUUUCUCAGAAAAGAAGGGGAGAUUGAAGAAAUGGAGUAGGGUGAAGCUGAUGGCAACACGUUUGAGAAGUGUUUAGUGUUGCAUUUGAGACAUGGGUGGCAAGGGCUAGCAGAGAUUUGUUUCCCUCAGCCUUUCAUCUCCACAUGUUUCUUCACUGGAAUAUGUCUGCUCAUCAGGUUACUCUCUUCAAGAUGCUGCAUUUGUGAGAAGUGAUUGCUUCAUCUUUUGCCACAUGGCCAGUCCUGGUUUCUGAAACUGUAGGAGUUGAGACAGACAAUGGGAGGCAGCACAGCUGACUGUGUCAAGAAGACAGUGUUCCCUCUUGCAGUUAUGGCUUGCAUCACCUUUCUGCAUUUUUGGUUGAAGUGGUGGUGCAGGUUGGAAGGUGUGAAUCUCUAAUAGCAUCAUUAUUAGUACAAAACGUGGCAAGAUUUUUAGUUGUAUAAAAACAAUCCUUGUGCAUUUCUGUGAAAACUAAGCCUCAGGCCUCGUCACACAGCCUCUCACUUGUGUGCAUGUGAGGAAAAUGCUCAGAAGGCUUCUUUACCUAGCACCAGAGUGCUGCUCUUCGCUGUUAGGUCAGUUUUUCAGCCUGCAAGUGUUAUUAUUGCACCUACAAAAGGACAAGCGCUCUGUCUUUGGAGCAAAGAAGACAAGUAACCUUUUCUAUCUGGCCCAUUCUGUUUUGGGAAGGUUGGAGGCUGGUGCAUGAAGCAGAAACACAUUGGGUAGUUCUACAGUGCAGAAAGUGGCUUCUCUGUUGCUGUGUCCGGGAUGUGCACAUGGAUUUAUAUUCCCCUCUCUCUUGGUAGCUUGCAGUCUUGCAGACACUCCCCUUUGGUCUCCAGGUGUAUUGCUGACAGCAAGUUUCACUCUUGCAAUGUCAGUCAUGGUGCAGAUCGCACAGUUCUGAAAUCCCAUUAGUCUGUACCCUUCUGUUGUUUCCUGGAAUAAGUUUCAGUUGAGGCAAGGAUGUGCUAAGAAUGGGUCGCUGUACUGGAGGCCUGGGCCUGAGCACUGUUACUCAGUCCCUCAGAUGGGUGAUCAAACCCUUGCUUUGAAAAAUUGCUGCAGUAGUGCUGCUGGUGAUUCAUUCUGCACAAUAAUUAUUCUUUGAGUGAGUCUUUUGCGUGGUUUAAGGGAUUGUGGAGAUGCAGAGGCUUACUCUUAACUUUCUUGUUUCAUGCCCAAACAUGUCCAGAGACAUCUGUGUCAGCAUCGGUGAGGAGCUUACAUAGGACUAGGAAUACAAAUUGGGUUUGGAUUUGUUUCAGUAAAGUUCCCAUCUCCAGCUGAUGCUCUAUGCUGCUUCCACAAGGUUUUCAGAUUCUGCAAGAUUUCCUGGGGAGACUUUUUUUAAGAAAUUGAUUGUGGUAGCCACAUUGUUCCUUUGAGGACCAUGAGUUUCUUCAAAUUGGUUGCAAAUCACAUCGGUUAGGUUGUACUAUCCCACAGUAGGACUUCCUUCUGUCUGUAGGUUUAAGUUUCAUAUUUGCUGUCACUGCUUUUAUCCUAGAUAGUCUGUUUGUCCAGCUCCCUUAGGGAAGGGAGCUCUGAGUUCCUGAUGCAGUCUGAGGCUAUGUUUACAGAUGUCACGUGAAUUAAUGUGCCCUGUGGGUUUUAACACCUGCAUCCACAGUGUAAUUGGAGAUGACAGGAUCUCAGCAGGCCUGACAAUGUGACUUGCUUUUACACUUGAUGCCUGUUUCAGAGUUCUGGGAGGGGGUUCAUUUUUAGAAGCAUUGCUUUCAUCUUUGUUUUUGACAUUCUGAGAAAAGUUGUGUGGUCUAGUCCAAAUACCCAGGAGGAAAGAAGGGACCUGGGACAGUGGUUUUCUAUCUCUUCAUGGUGAGCACUAGAGUGUGUGAGGCAUGCCCCUGCUUGCCUGAUGCUCUUGUAUCUGAACUGCUUCAGAGCUUUCUGUCACCUCCUGUCUUUCAGGGACUGAAAGGCUUCCAGUCCUGAGCUUAGUCAUUCAAACUAGUACAGGCCUUUCCCAUAGUUGCUUUUUAAAUCAGUUAAUCUCUUUAGCUUGCAUUGGUAAAUCACUGAGUUAAGAUCAAGUGACGUUCAAUCAGCUUAGGGGUAUUUACAUUAGCAAUUUACAUCAGUUUCACUGAAUCUGUGCAAUCUGCUGAGUAGGGUCCUUUCUGUGCAGGUGGGGCUUUUUGGAAAAAGUGGUUGGAUUUGCUUUCCAGUUUCAGGUUCCGUAGUGGACUUAGGGCUCUACUAACUGUAAUGAAGAUGCUUUUCAGUAUGGUUCCUAGGUUCCACAAAAGAGUGUCCUCAGAAGGCUGGUGAAUCUGUUUCCUGAGAAUGGCAUCAUGGCCAUUUCCCAUAGGGAGGAUGCUGGCUUUCAGUUUCUUACUGUAGGUACUUCCUGACUUUCAGUAGUAGAGAAAAACUAAGGACUUUGAAGAUAGAUGCCUGUGGCCCCUUGCUUGGCAGAAACAAUGCUGCAGCGAUGAGAUUAUAGUGAGCCCUUCCUGUGAGGCUUCCAUGGGUCCCACUCAACUCAGCACACAGGAUCAUGGGAAGAGGGUGGCAAGUGUAUUUGAAAUGGAGGAGGAAGGGCUUGCACUCUUCCCUGGCUCAGAGAACCCCCCUGAGCAUGCAGAAAAUCCCCCCUUGAAGCGGAAGAAGGGCCCAGCCCCUAAGAUGCUGGGAAAUGAAGUGUGCAGCGUGUGUGGGGACAAGGCCUCUGGCUUCCACUACAACGUGCUGAGCUGCGAAGGCUGCAAGGGCUUCUUCCGCCGCAGCGUCAUCAAGGGCGCGCAGUACGCCUGCAAGAACGGCGGCAAGUGCGAGAUGGACAUGUACAUGCGCCGCAAGUGCCAGGAGUGCCGGCUGCGCAAGUGCCAGGAGGCCGGCAUGCGGGAGCAGUAUGUUCUGUCUGAAGAACAGAUCCGACUGAAGAAACUGAAGAAGCAGGAAGACGAUCAGGCUCGGACAGUUGUGGUGCGUCCCAACCCUCCAAAUCCGCCAAGCCCUUCCCACAAACUGACGCCGGAGCAGCUGAGCAUGAUAAAAAAGCUCGUGGCCGCUCAGCAGCAGUGCAACCAGCGCUCCUUCACAGACAGGCUCAAAGUGACGCCAUGGCCCCAGAUUCCUGAUCCAAAUAACCGUGAAGCAAGGCAGCAGCGUUUUGCUCACUUCACAGAACUUGCAAUUAUCUCUGUGCAAGAGAUCGUGGACUUUGCCAAGCAAUUACCUGGCUUCCUGGAGCUCACCAGGGAAGAUCAGAUCGCUUUACUGAAGACAUCUACCAUAGAGGUGAUGUUGUUGGAGACAUCUCGGCGUUACAAUCCAGAGAUUGAGAGCAUCACCUUUCUUAAGGACCUGAGCUAUAAUCGGGAUGACUUCGCCAAAGCAGGUCUGCAGUUUGAGUUCAUAAACCCCAUCUUUGAGUUCUCAAAGGGAAUGAAUGAGCUACAGCUUAAUGAUGCUGAAUAUGCACUUUUAAUUGCCAUCAAUAUUUUCUCUGCAGACCGACCGAAUGUGCAGGACCAGUCCCUGGUGGAGAGGCUGCAGCACACCUAUGUGGAAGCACUUCAUUCUUACAUUUGCAUCAACAGACCAAAUGACCGUUUGAUGUUUCCACGGAUGUUAAUGAAGCUGGUCAGUCUUCGGACACUGAGCAGUGUCCACUCUGAACAGGUGUUUGCCCUUCGGCUGCAGGACAAGAAACUCCCGCCCCUGCUCUCAGAAAUCUGGGAUGUGCAUGAGUGACUGCAUGCUCCCAGGGCGCUGACAUGCUGACAUAAUGCCAUCUCCCAGCCUUUGCUAACGAGAAGCCAGCCUCCCCUCUCCAAAGCACUGAACCCUGGGCUGGGCAUGCAGGGAGUGAUGAGCCUGGGGUUUCAGUGUUGUCAUGAGACUAUGCAGGAGGCAGCUGGGCUAGAUAAGAUGGAGGGGUUGGUUUCGAUGUAGUGCUUGUACCCCAAAGGAAUAACAUGAAACAUUCGAAAACGGUAGAAAUGAAGACCUUUCCCCAUGCCCCUCAACUCCUUUUUCUUCAGAAUCUUUCUCUUCUCUAAGCAUAUGCUGAGGGUUUGCCCCAUUGAUCCUCUUCUUGCUGAUUAUGAAAAUGAAUUUGCAGGAACUUGCCAAAAGCUCUCUGUUGAGAGUAACCCAGCUCAAAAGGCUUCUGCAGGGUCCCCAGUGUACCUGGAUCUGAGGAGCUCAGGGAAGUCAGUGUGGAUGUUCUAGGGGUUUCACUGGGUUUCCUAUAAAUAAAAUCUCUUGAAUGUGCUGCCCUUUACCAUGAUUCCAAGAGAAGUAGCUUUUAUUUCUUUAUUAUGAGACUGCAUCUCUAGAGCUGCCCUUUAUUCUGGCCCUCCUUUGGAAAAAGGAUUCCUGUAAUAUGUAGUGCCCUUUGUCUAACAAGGAGGUCCUCUGGGUAGGGAACAUUGUGUAUGAAAAAGAUGUCAGGCAUAAAGUAGUGGAUUUUUUUUCAUGUAAUGCAUCACAGUUUUAUCUCAUGGUGGUUCUCAGACAGCUCAAUUUACCUUUGAUUUGCUAACAGCUGGACAACUUUAGUUCAAAACAAAUCAGGGCAUAGAUUUUAUCUUUAGGGGUGGAAUAGAAGGAAGAUAGGUGGGUAGGCCUCAUACCUAGGUAAGGUGGCUGUGGUGGAAGGAUCUCAAAAACUUCCAAGAAUCUGGAGCAUGUGGCAUGUGUUCCAAGGUGGGUGUGAGGAUGUAUUGACCAAGGAGAGAGGACACAUUUCAUUUAGUGAAAUAUGUGGGCAUUGCAUAAGCUGUGGGCUGCACAACUCAGAUCACAGGCUGCAAGAAUAUUGGGUGUAAUCAGAUCCACUUGCAUCGUCUUCCUAUUGCCAAAGUCUUUCCAAGGUACUUGCUCAAGAUUUCAGUGGUGAUCACGGGAUAUGGAGGUCCCUCCUGUAUGAGGAGUGCCAACUCCUUCAGAAGGACACUUGGGUCUUGUAUCCUUUUUUCACUUUGGGCAUUGUGAGAUCCACACUGGAUUUAUGGCCCAAGUUUUGAGUAUCCACAUCCAUAAGUAUUCUAGGAUUUAAAGCAAUAUUUUGUCUGGCGGAAUAGAAAUAUACUGUUAUAAAACAUGUUCCUUAUUUUCCAUGAAAAAACAUCUUAUGGCUGAUCUCAGAGAUGUAACCUUAAAUAUUCUGGUAGCUUGGUCUCAUGAGUCUUCUCUGUCAUAGGGGUUUAUGUUUGCUUGCCCGGUGAGCAUCCCAAGAGCAUAGGUUCACAUGGCUCGGGGUUUUUUUGUCUGUCUGUUUUUUGGUUCGUUUGUUGUUUUUUUUGGCUGUGUAUCUGAACGCUAUGCCCGUGGUGAGGGUAUCGUGUCCAUUUUGCACUUGAGGUUGGUCCCCUGCCACUGGCCUUCACUCUGCACCUUUGUAAAGCACUUGUAACAAUCUGUAAAAUAAUCUGUUGUUUUUUAUAACUCAUUGCAAUUGCAAAAAUUCUUGUUUAAAUCUGUAUUUUUAACUAAUCUGUUUGAGAAAUGUUAAUGUUUAUAUAAAAGAAUAAAGCCUAAUACAGGA